Molecule: messenger RNA, 513 nt
Organism: Olea europaea var. sylvestris
Lineage: Eukaryota; Viridiplantae; Streptophyta; Magnoliopsida; Lamiales; Oleaceae
Product: self-incompatibility protein S1-like
Exons: 2
Coding region: 1-513 (170 amino acids)
Source: RefSeq, a predicted model, not a curated record
AUGUCUAAAACAUGUGCUCUCGUUCUUUUUCUGGUUUUGAGGCUGUCUGAAUCAAUGGUGCUAGAUAGAGUCGGCGCAAGUGUUGUAAAUCGUCUGGGACACGAAAGGAUUUUGAAUAUCCAUUGCAAGCCACGGGAUAAUGAUCUUGGUUUUCGUAAAAUACCCGAUGGCUUUGAAGCUGAUUGGAGUUUCAAUGUUAAUAUUUGGGGGACUACUCUUUUUUACUGUACUGUGAUGUGGAAUGAUUCAAAUUGGCACCACUUUGUUGCAUAUUCAUAUAAACAUGAUGUUGAUAGGUGUGCUACCAAAUGUGUUUGGACUAUUGAAGAGGAUGGCCUUUUAUGUCUCUAUAAUCAAGAGACUGGAGAUUUAGAUUUUGUGCCGACAAUAAUAGGAUUUAGGAAUCCCCCGACCUACCAACCUUCAAUUUCUGUAACAAAAGUCAAUUUUGACUUUCACUCUUAUCCAUCUGCAUCGGUUGACUUGUCUCUCUUGUCUUUGCUUCUUCCAUGA